UAUUUCUAUUAGAAACAAUGUGAGAUCCUUGCUUAUAUCAAUGAUUGAUUAACAUUUACAUCAACUGCGUUAUUACUACACGGGAAACAAAAACUUCAGAUGAAGGGAUUUCACACAACUACUCCAGAAUUUGUUUUAAGAGUUUACUUAACUUUAAUAAAGCCUUUAGUUACCAUUUGGAUGACGAUAACUGCCUUAAAAUAAAGUGACGCAAUAUAAAGGAACACACACUGCAACAAAAUAAAGUCUAGAAACUCCCUGCUGAGAACUCACACCUCUUACAGGGUUACUGCAUCAUCACAGAAAUAUUACACUGACUUCUUAAUGUGCAUCUGUGUAUGUGUAUGUGUGCGUGUGUGUGUUGAGUCAGUUGAUGUUGUGGAGACAGACAACUAGUAUUUAGGACAUGUGAAAUGUGUCUUCCUAAAUAUACUCAGAGGUUAAAUUUACUGCAGCCAAACUAAGUGUGCCAGUGCAGUGCAUUGAGACCACUUGGUGGGAAGUCAUUUGGAGCAUUUACUCAAGUAAACUGUGAGACACUUAUACUUUAUCCGGUAGUUGGUAAGUUUUGUUUUCCUUUUCAAGCAAAGAAUGUGGAAUAUAACAGCUGCACUAUCAAUUCUGCAGCUAUGUAUUAAAAUCCUCACCUGUAGUUGGCCAAGUUUGUGAUAACACUCACGACCCCCAUUCACUUGACAUGAACUCACUUGCGACCGUGAAAACAAAUGCAUGCAUUGCACUGCACCAAACCUUAUGGUAUUCAGUAUUUGUUAAAAAUAACCGAGUGAAUGCAAACGUGUCUUAGUUUUGGAGAGAAUCGUAUUAUGUUAUUAUCUGAUAAUCCCAUUUUAGUCAGCGGGCUGUGAAAAAGCACUUAUGUUUAAUUUAAUCCACUUUAACAGCUGAACUACCACCUUUCUUACACUGUUUCAUCAUAAACUGGACAUUAUAACAGAAAGUAAUGAAAGUGGGAUUUAGUGCUGGACUGUUAUAUCAGAAUACAUUCAUUUUCACUAGUGUACCUAAUGUUUUGACCUGUGAGUGUAAUUAUAGUUACAAUAGUCAGAUAUGUAUAGUUAUAGACUAAUAUGGAGUUUCUUCCAUGUGGGACUUCUGCAUGUUGGUUGUAUUUAUCCCAGCGCAGUGUUCAGAUCAUACACAUAUGGGAUGCGAGAGACGCCAGCGCGCAUGCGCGGCGUCAUCGUAGUCAUCUGACGGGUGGGCUCUGUGGACGUUUCGCAGCGGCUCCGGUACAUCGAGGGCCACCGCUGUUUACACGGAGCGGGACUCGGACAGCCUCCGCGAGGGGACCAUCCACCGCGGCGGAUAACACGAGCGUUCAGUUCGCGUUCGGCGAGAAGCCACAGAGUCGACCCGCGGGGAGGGUUUUUUUUUUUUUUUUUUUUUGUGGAGGUUUGCAGGCGGCGAAGUUUCUCCUGCGAUGUAGCCGAGCAGCGCAGCGGAGUGCGGGGGUCGUUGUGUGAAUCGCUCGGUGGCUGCAUGGCUCUUCCCAGGGAUGCCAUGAAAAAAAAGACACAGUGAGUGACCGAGAGACCGCUGCUGCUCCUCGCUAUCGCGGACGCGGUGGUGGCGGUGGAGGCGAUGGAUGCUGGUGAAAAGGUCCACGUCAGGUAGCACUCACGAAGAUCCAGGGAGAGCUGAACGUCUCUGUCGCACAGUCGAGUCGCCGCCGGGGCUGCCUAAAGGAUGGAUUUCACCCUGCUCCGGAAUAUCAUCCGCAGAUACUGUGUGGGGGAGGAGAACUGGGUGGACAGCCGGACGGUGUACAUCGGGCAUAAAGAACCCCCGCCGGGAGCCGAGGCCUACAUCCCUCAGCGAUAUCCCGACAACCGCAUUGUCUCCUCCAAGUAUACCUUCUGGAACUUCAUUCCCAAGAACCUCUUUGAGCAGUUUAGAAGAAUCGCUAACUUCUACUUCUUGGUCAUAUUUUUGGUUCAGCUUAUCAUCGACACCCCCACCAGUCCAAUCACCAGCGGCCUGCCCCUCUUCUUUGUUAUCACUGUCACCGCCAUAAAACAGGGUUAUGAGGACUGGCUCAGACACAAGGCUGACUGCUCCAUAAACGAGUGUCCGGUGGACGUGGUGCAGCAGGGGAAGGUGGUGAGGACACAAAGUCACAAGCUACGGGUGGGGGACGUCGUCAUGGUGAGGGAGGACGAGACUUUUCCCUGCGACCUCAUCCUCCUCUCCUCCAGCCGCUAUGAUGGGACCUGCUAUGUCACCACCACCAGCUUGGACGGGGAGUCUAGUCACAAGACCUAUUAUGCCGUACCAGAUACCAUGGCCUUUAGAACAGAGCAGGAGGUGGAUUCGCUACAUGCCACUAUUGAAUGUGAACAACCACAGCCUGACCUCUACAAAUUUGUGGGACGCAUCAAUAUUUACAAGGACAAAGAGGAGCCCGUGGCAAGACCACUUGGGGCUGAGAACUUGCUCCUUAGAGGAGCCACACUGAAGAACACACAACAUAUUUAUGCGGUUGCAGUCUACACUGGCAUGGAGACAAAGAUGGCGCUGAAUUACCAGUCUAAAUCUCAGAAGCGCUCUGCUGUAGAAAAGUCGAUGAAUGCCUUCCUGGUAGUGUACUUGUGCAUCUUGAUCAGUAAAGCAGUGAUUAACACUGUUCUGAAGUACGCCUGGCAGUGGUCUCCUGACCGAGACGAACCCUGGUACAACCACCGGACAGAAGCCGAGCGCCAGCGCCACGUGGUGAUCCGGGCCUUCACAGACUUCCUGGCCUUCAUGGUCUUGUUCAAUUACAUCAUCCCGGUGUCGAUGUACGUAACGGUGGAAAUGCAGAAAUUUCUAGGCUCCUACUUCAUCACCUGGGAUGAGGACAUGUUUGACGAAGAGCUGGGAGAGGGGGCCCAGGUGAACACCUCUGACCUGAAUGAAGAGCUGGGACAGGUGGAGUAUGUGUUCACUGAUAAGACAGGCACUCUCACUGAGAACAACAUGGAGUUUAUUGAAUGCUGCGUCGAUGGGAACGUCUACAUCCCGCAUGCAAUCUGCAACGGCCAAAUCCUCAGCGCUGCCUCCAGUAUAGACAUGAUUGAUUCUUCACCUGGAGGAUACAGGAGAGAACACGAGGAUCUGUUUUUCCGGGCGUUGUGUCUGUGCCACACGGUGCAGGUGAAGGAGGAGGAGACGGUGGACGGCAUCAAGAGAGGCAUUCACCAGGGCAGGCCUACCUCCUUCUACAUCUCUUCGUCACCGGACGAGGUUGCUUUGGUUGAAGGCAUGAAAAGGCUGGGUUACACCUAUCUGAGACUGAAAGACAGCUACAUGGAGAUCCUCAACAAAGAUGAUGAGAUUGAAAGGUUUGAGCUGCUGCACGUACUGAACUUCGACUCUGUCAGGAGGAGAAUGAGCGUCAUAGUCAAGUCGAGCUCAGGAGAGUACCUGCUGUUCUGCAAGGGUGCAGACUCGUCGAUUUUUCCACGGGUGGUGUCUGGGAAGGUGGAGCAAGUGAAAGCGCGGGUGGAGCAGAAUGCUGUGGAGGGGCUGCGGACUCUGUGCGUCGCCUAUCGAAGGCUGUCAGCGUCUGAGUAUGAGGAAGCGUGUCAUCACUUGAAUGACGCCAAGCUGGCCCUGCAGGACAGGGAGCAGAGGCUGGCGCAGGCCUGUGACAUCAUUGAGAGGGAUUUUGUCCUUUUGGGAGCUACGGCCGUGGAGGACAGGCUCCAGGAGAAAGCCGCAGACACCAUCGAGUCACUGCACAAAGCUGGGAUGAAGGUUUGGGUCCUGACGGGGGACAAGAUGGAGACGGCGUCGGCCACGUGCUACGCCAGCAAGCUGUUCCGUCGCAGCACGCAGAUCCUGGAGCUGACCAAAAAGCGCACGGAAGAGCAGAGUCUGCACGACGUUCUGUUCGAGUUAAACAGGACCGUUCUCAGACAGCGCUCUAUUUCUGGGUUGUCAGUAGACUGCCUCGACUUCGGCCUGAUUAUCGACGGCGCCACGCUCUCCGCAGUGCUGAAGGCCAACCAGGAGGGCGCUGGCCACGGCAACUACAGAGAGAUCUUUUUAGAAAUCUGCCGCAACUGUAGCGCGGUGCUCUGCUGUCGCAUGGCGCCGCUGCAGAAAGCGCAGAUUGUGAAGCUGAUUAAAGCGUCCAAGGAACACCCCAUAACCCUUGCCAUUGGCGAUGGAGCCAACGAUGUCAGCAUGAUACUGGAAGCGCAUGUGGGCAUUGGCAUCAUGGGUAAAGAAGGCCGACAGGCAGCGAGGAACAGCGACUACGCCAUCCCGAAGUUUAAACACCUGAAAAAGAUGCUACUCGUUCACGGCCACUACUACUACAUCCGAAUUGCUGAGCUUGUUCAGUACUUCUUCUACAAGAAUGUAUGCUUCAUCUUUCCUCAGUUCCUGUAUCAGUUCUUCUGUGGGUUCUCCCAACAGCCUCUCUACGACACGGCUUAUUUGACGCUGUACAACAUCAGCUUCACCUCGCUCCCCAUCCUCCUGUACAGCCUGGUGGAGCAACAUGUCGCCAUGGAGACUCUGAAGAGGGAUCCCUCCUUGUACAGGGACAUCGCUAAGAACUCCCUCCUCCGCUGGCCUGUUUUCCUCUACUGGACGUGCCUGGGUGUGUUUGACGCGGUUAUCUUUUUCUUUGGUGCCUACUUCCUGUUCGACAACACCACCUUCACCAGCAAUGGCCAGCUUAUGACCACCAACACACAGAUGAUGUUUGGGAACUGGACGUUUGGGACCCUCGUCUUCACUGUGCUGGUGUUCACCGUUACCCUCAAGCUCGCCCUGGACACACACCACUGGACCUGGAUCAAUCACUUUGUCAUCUGGGGCUCAUUACUUUUCUAUGUUAUUUUCUCUCUUCUCUGGGGUGGUAUCAUUUGGCCCUUCCUGAACUACCAGAGGAUGUACUACGUGUUUAUGCAGAUGUUGUCCAGCGGUCCGGCCUGGCUCAGCAUCAUCCUCCUUAUUACUGUCAGCCUGCUGCCAGAUGUCAUCAAGAAGAUCCUCUGCAGAGCCAUGUGUCCCACAGCCACCGAACGUGCACAGGAACAUGAGAAGCUGUUGCCGGGUGGCGUGGCUGAGAUGACUCCACUGUCCUUCCGCAGAUCCUACAAAAGCAUGAGCCCGGACUCCUCUCACCUCCAUCUCAGCCCUGCAGAGACGCUGUCGCUCCGUAGGUCCGACCCCCUUCCCCACAAACUCCUGGCCCACUUGGCAGAAGGAGGAGGGGCAGACUUGUGCUCGCUCAGCCCCUACAUGCUCCGUCUCUCAGGGGCAGGAUUCGCCUACUACGCUCCAGGACCAGAGACCUCCGUCUGAACUCAGACAGACACUGACACUUCGUGUGAUCUCGUGGGCUCAAAUACACAGAACAUCACAGGAUGUGUGACGAAGAUCUGCGACUCAAGGAUCGAGGAAGACGCAAAGGUGUUCUAACACAUCCGUAGCAUGGACCCCAUGCUGAGUUUCACCAUGUGCAUUUUCUGGGCUACAUGUGAAUGGACAACCCUUUAGAUACUAUCGCCCCGACUCGUCAUUCUCGUACUCAUUUUUUAUUUUUAUCUGUUUUUCUUUUUGCUCCGGCGUAGACCAUGAUACAGUCUCAUCAAAGUUCCCUGUCAAACAUUUUAAGUCACAGGGCACCAUGUGCGAAGAUGUCUCUUGCACUCUGGAACUGUCCUGAAUGAACAGUCAUUUUUUUUUUUGUAUUUGUUCAUUUUCAGUCUUGCUUGUUCCUCCGCCAUUUUUUUUUAUUUUUAUUUUUUUUAAUUAUUAUUAUUAUUAUUGCUUCUUUGUAAAUGCUCGUCAUUUACAAAACAUUUCUGUACAGUAUGUGGUCCGGCCAAGUAAGGGGUAGCCGUCAAGCUCAGCCCUUUAGGUGUGCGUGCGUGUGCAUGUGCGCGAGUGUACGCAUGAAUUUGCCUGUUGUACGUUUGUAUAUGUGACACACCUUUGCCUUAUAGGUAACCACACAGCAGCAAUGGCAGCCUAGGAGCCAAAGGAGAAAGGUGUAAAAAAAAAAAAAAAAAAAGUGAAGAAGUGUUGUAUUACAAAGCCUUACACACACACACACACACACACACACACACACACACACACACACACACAUACACAUCAGCUGAAGGAGACACAUGGGGGGAAAAAAUCUGAAGAGGGAUGUGCAGUAUUUUAGCCACCCUGCCUUAAUUCAUAGUUACACAUUUUCUAGGUCAAUUUCAACACGUUUGUGGGAGUACGAGGAGGUUCGGAGGGCAUGUAUGUCUGGUACAGUGUGUCUAUUAUUCCUCUUUCUGCUUUCUUUUACCCUCACGCUUGUGUCAAGCUUUGUAAUCCUUCUUAUCUGUCAGUGUAGCAUGUCGGAUCUCUCUGCAUGCUGAUCUGUUCUUCCCCCUCCGGUUGUUCCUCAUCCUCCCUUUUGUCCCGGGCAUCAUUCAUCACGAAACACAUCGUGGCGCUUUUUUCCUUUCUCCUGAACAGUCGCCUCUCCCGCCGCCACUCGGCUGCUGUUCCUCCCUCCCUGUUGCAUCGUGCUUGUGUGUGUUUUUGCUGCCGAGCUCUGUGUCAUGCAAAAGUUAACGGAAGAAUGUCAUGUUGUUGAAGGUGGUUGUCUUCUCUGUUGCAUUGACCCAUGAGUUAUUUUCUUCUGAAAUUAUUGAUGUCAGUCAUUGUUGUGUACGGGUGUAACUUAAUUAAUUUUUGAGACGACGGCGGGUUGAAGGUAUAGUUUGUUGUGUGAGGAUGGAGACUUGAAUCGGCGAUGUCACAAUCAAAUCAAUGAGAAUGUUGAACUGACUUGUCCAUCAUGUCCUCCAGCGGAAGAUUGUAGCUCAUCAUGGACGAACCUCUUUUCUGCAUUUCUAACAUCUGAAGUCCUCUCUUUUUUUUUUUUUCCAAAGCGGUCAGGUUACAUAGCAAGAGACUGACUCCGGGAGUCUUGAAUGUGAGAUUCUGAAGCAUUUUUCUUAUAUAUACAUAUAUACACACAUAUAUAUAUAUAAUGUUUAUACAGUUUAUUUUCAUACACAUCACCAUCUGCCAACAUGUAUAGAUUUAAAAACAAGGUGUUCAGUAUUUUUUUACCGGGGCACAGAAGAUUUAUGUGUUUGGUGGGAGGUCUGGAUUUGUCCCUUUUAGUUUUGACUCAAGUCUCCGCAAGUGUUUUCAGCACGGAGGCUCCACAUCCUGACCUCAGUCGUUUUAAAGUAAAGACCUUUGGUGCUUGUAACGCAGUGUCCCACCUCACUGUGCCAUUGCCAUGUUGUCAUGUACCACUCCUGCUACAAUAAUGCUGUAAGGUCUAUUCAACUUUCACAAUGUGACGGGGAAUUCUUUGUAGUUAUUAUUCAAACACUUUUUUUUUUUUUUUAGUAGCUCAAAUUUCCACAAUUUUUUUGUGUCAUUUUUUUGUGUUUUCCAUAGUGGAUAUUUCUUUUACUACUUUUGUAUCUCAGAGACAAGACUAUAUUUUAACUCUGUUAGAAUGUGUGUUCGAGUUUGUAACCAAAAUGAGAGUAAAAUAUAUGUUAUAUGAUUCAUUAGAGAUUUACCAAUAGUUCUACACACUGCACUUUGUCUCACAACAGAUCAGUUUUACCCUAAAAACAAGGUCUAUUGUCUGUCAACUUGGGGUUUAUAGUUCACUCUUCCUCACAAGUUAUUUUUCUAUGAAGAUUGUUGUGGAUGAGAAACAAACAAACAAACAAAAAAAAGAAGUGACCAAAUAACUUGACUAGGAAUGAGCUGUCUGCAGGUGUCAGCCUCUGUCUCGAUGGGUUUAUCACACCAGCCUUCUAACUGCUGAUCAGAAUGUCAAACUGCUUUUUCUAAGUCCAUCAGCACAACAGCAGGUGCUCAUCCUGUCACUCCUGAGCUUGGCAAAGGUCUGAAACGUCUGUGCUCUGAGCGGCACGCUUCAUAUCAUAACUUUAGUAUGGCACUGUUUGUAUUACUAAACAGGUUUUGAGAAAUUACAUUAUUUUAUUUUUUUUUUCCGUUUGUUUUUGGGAAAAGAUUUUAAAAGUUCACUUGUUGACUUUUUGCCAGCCUGUCUGUAGCAAACAAGGGCAACGCACUGUAUUGUCAUUCUGCUUGUAAUAAAGAAAGCGUGAAAACUGU
Molecule: messenger RNA, 8115 nt
Organism: Mugil cephalus (flathead mullet)
Lineage: Eukaryota; Metazoa; Chordata; Actinopteri; Mugiliformes; Mugilidae
Product: phospholipid-transporting ATPase IH-like
Exons: 30
Coding region: 1708-5319 (1203 amino acids)
Biological process (GO): phospholipid translocation
Cellular component (GO): plasma membrane; trans-Golgi network; recycling endosome
Molecular function (GO): magnesium ion binding; ATPase-coupled intramembrane lipid carrier activity; ATP hydrolysis activity
Source: RefSeq, a predicted model, not a curated record